Dracunculus medinensis (Guinea worm) is the source of this 1086-nucleotide messenger RNA. NCBI's taxonomy places the organism in Eukaryota, Metazoa, Nematoda, Chromadorea, Rhabditida, Dracunculidae. The record is from the annotation of a GenBank genome assembly.
AUGAAAAAAAAUAUAAACCACCUAUCAUACCACAGUUUAGUUUUACUUUUCCUGCAGAUAUUAGCCCACUGGACUAGUUCGCGAAGUCACACAGUACGCUCCAUCAUGGAUUGUUUGCACAGAGAUACUGACGAAUUGUCUCAGUGGAACUACAUAACUGCAACACUGUUUGGGUUUGGUGUUGUUACUACGCUUGGAUAUAACAAAAUUGGGCCUAUAACUACAACGGGUCGAAUUUUUUGCAUAUGCUAUGGAUUAAUUGGUAUACCUAUAACGAUGAUAAUUAUUGCCAAUAUUGGUCAACAUUUGAAUCAUUUAGUAAGAAUAUUGCGCCUUAAGAUAGAAAAUUUCUGCAAAAAAACCACGAAGGUUGAAGACGAUUUGGAAGCGUCAACUGAAAUCGCCUCACUUGUUUUACUUGUCGUAUUUUUGGUUUAUGUGGCUUUAGGAGCACUUUUUCUUCCUUUACUUAAUGGCGAGUAUGAUUUCUUGAAUGGUCUUUAUUACAAUUUUUUAUGCCUAACUGCUAUUGAUUUUGGCCAACUUGUACCUCGACGAAUGAUUUUUUUACCGAUUACAUUCAUUUAUGUAUGCAUUGGGCUCGCUAUCACGACAAUCGCAAUAGAAGUUGGAUCAGAUUAUCUCAAAAGGUUUCACAACUUGGGUCAGAAAAUCAAAGAUGUUGCAGCGACUAAAGUUUGGUUUGGUGGAAAACAAGUCAAAGUGCGAGAUCUUUUGCACAUAGUGGGGGAGAAGUGUGGCGUUGAACCUGCGUUAAUUGAUGCUAUUGAUCUGGACAAUGUCGUUACCCAAGCAAUAGCAGUGCAGUAUUUAGUUACUUCUAACAAUAUUGAGCAAAUCAUCUAUGAAUUCGGCCAGCAAGUGGAACAUGACCAAUCUCCGCUUGUUGAUGUAAUAUUAAAAAAACCACCGAGUCUGUCGUCUUCACCAUCAGUUUCAUCAAAGCAGCCAUCUAUUAAUCCAUCAACAAUGCCACCCUUAUCCCAAAACCAGUACAGUCGCAUCUUUUGUCAUCGACCUCAUCGUUGCACAAUACAUCGUCGAAAGACGAUAUUAUGGAACUGA